Molecule: messenger RNA, 5046 nt
Organism: Rhinichthys klamathensis goyatoka
Lineage: Eukaryota; Metazoa; Chordata; Actinopteri; Cypriniformes; Leuciscidae
Gene: parp4
Product: poly (ADP-ribose) polymerase family, member 4
Exons: 35
Coding region: 11-4900 (1629 amino acids)
Molecular function (GO): NAD+ poly-ADP-ribosyltransferase activity
Source: RefSeq, a predicted model, not a curated record
UUUUCUUGGCAUGUUCAGUGGCAUCAUGACAGUGUUUGAAAACUGUACUGUAGUGUUAGAUGUGAAGAAUGUCCCUUAUAAAGAGAAGAAGAAUCUGAAAUCAGCUCUUCUGGAAAAUGGAGGAAACAUAUCUUAUGUCAUCAACAAAGAGUGCUCUUUUGUAGUCACUAGCAGUGUGAAUGACCUGAGCAGUAACCGGCAGCGCAGCAUCCAGAAGCUCCGGAUCCCAGUGGUUGGGACGCAGUAUGUGUGGUGCUGUCUGGAUGAAGGGCAUCUCCUGCCUUUGCCGGAGCAUGAUUUGGCCCCACAGCUGGCUUAUCCCACCUCUGAAUUCAUCUCUUGUCCAGAGGGAAAAGUGUCGACCCAGAUACAACAAAAAGAGGAGUUCAAAGAUCAGCCUGAACUCUCAAAGAUUGAGAUUGGGACUCUUGAGAAGGGCGGACCCAGUCUUAGCAGGUUCAGAUUUUACAGAGGCGGCGACCAUGAGCUGCCUGAAUUUCCUUCACAUUUUCAAGUGGCCAAGUAUUCAGUUUUUGAGCAGGUCAAACCCAAGACUUUGUCUGUUUUGGAGCUGCAGAGUGCCAGAGGACGAAAAGGCCAGCAGUAUCGUGUGUUGUCUUCAAUCUUGCAUGAAGCUGAGAGCGCAGUGGUGCAGGACAAGCUUGUGUACUGCGUGACGUCUGAGGACGCUGUGGAAGCGUAUCUGCUGCUGAUGAAGGAGAUGGAGACACAGGGAUUCACAAGGACUCACACCCUUCCUCCUGAGGUUGAACGAUUGGCGUCCUACAGCCUGCAGCAGCUUCUGUUGGAGGAGAAGCUGAACUCCAGCUCAUUAUCACAGCAAGUUGGCGUCUUUGUGGAGCUGGUUUGGACCGAAGCUCUCGGUUCCCUUAGUGACAUCCUGACAGUCCCUGUCUCCAGAAUCAGCCUUAAUGAUGUGAGCAGGGUGGAGGGAUUGUUACUGCAGGCACAAAAGACUCAGAAAGAGGAUGAAGUCAAGGCCCUGCUAGAGGAGGUCAACACUCUUCUACCCCUCAGAAUGAUCGACCCUCCUUCCAAACACAAGCUUGUGUCUCAGAAACUAGAUCUUUGUCAGCUGAUAAGAGACAUUUUGAAUGUGAGUGAAGCCACUCUGGGAAGCCCCUCGCCCUCGUCUCUGGGAAAGUAUCGAGCUCUGAGGUGCAGCAUUGAGGUUGUUCCACCACAAAACCCUGAGUUUCAUGUUGUCUCUCAACUGCUUCAUGAAAGGCCUGUUCAGAUUCAGCAGAUACUGCGUGUAAGCAGAGGGGUGGAGCUUCAAAUGUUUUGGGAGGAUAUAGGCAACAUUAAGCCUCUCCUUCACUCCACUAGUCCCAGUAGUUUUGUUGGAAUACUGUCACGAGGUCUGCUGCUGCCCAGAGUUGGAGUCGAACAGCAUGGAAUUGAGAGGACGGAUAUCGGGAAUCUUGGAGGAGGAAUCUACUUCAGUGACUCUCUAAACACUAGUGUGAAAUACUCCAAGCCCAGUGUAACUGACGGCUCUCGGUUGUUGUUGGUGUGUGAAGUGGCGUUGGGUCGGUGCAAAGACCUGCUGAAGAAAGACACCACUUUGACCUGCGCCCCUGAAGGCUACCACAGUGUACAUGGAGUCCACCGCACACCCAACAGACUCUCUGAAUUUGAGGAUGAUGAGUUUGUUGUCUAUAACACAGAGCAGAUCAGACUGAAGUAUGUGGUUCAGUACACUCUGGAGGGAGACGAGUUAAAAGAGUUCCAGCCUCAUAUCAACACAGUUGUGGAGCUCACACAGCUCACUGACACGUCUGACGUCUUGUCCAGUGAUGACAGUGAGGGUUUGGAGUCCACUAAAAACCCUCUGGAGGAGAUGACUGCAGGUUUGCUGGACAGCAAUGGUCAGAAAAUUCCUCUUCAGGCCGUCAAUGUGAGGUGCAAGCUGAUGGACCUGCUGUGUCAGGUCAUCAUUUUUCAGACCUACACAAACAAGAGUGCUGUUCCCAUUGAAGCAAAGUACGUCUUUCCACUGGAGGAGACGGCAGCAGUGUGUGGAUUUGAAGCCUUUAUCAAUGGAAAACACGUCGUUGGAAAGGUAAAGGAAAAAGAGCAGGCUCGUAAGGAGUAUAAGCAAGCCAUAGAGAAGGGCCAUGGAGCCUACCUGAUGGACCAGGAUGCACCUGAUGUAUUCACUAUCAGCGUGGGGAACCUUCCUCCCGGAGCCACAGUUUUGAUCAAGGUGACGUUCAUCACUGAGCUGGUGGUGAGAUCAGGCUCUAUAGUCUUCUCACUGGCUGGCAGCGUGGCACCAUGGCAACAGAGCGCCGCCCUUAAUAUGACAACUCAGACAACUGUUGAAAAGAUUGGUGUGACGGAGCUUCAGUCAGAGGGGGAGUUUUCUCUGUCUAUGUCCAUCGAAAUGCCUUACGAGAUCAUCAACUUGAGUUCUUCACACCGCAUCAAAACCAAGAUGACCGACUGUAAGGCAGUGGUCAGCACGUUACCGGGACAGACUCUUGGAUCUGAAGGGUUACAGGUGUCCUUCAGUCUUUCUAAUAUCCACAUGCCCAGGAUGUGGGUCGAGAACCAUCCGGAUAAAUAUAGUCAGGCCUGCAUGCUGGUGUUUUAUCCAGACUUUAAGUCAAGCGGGGUUUCCAGCUCUGGAGAUCCGUCCAGUGUGAGCGAUGUGGUGAUUCUACUGGACUCCUCCAAGUCCAUGCGGGGAGACGCCAUGCUGAACGCCCGCAGGAUUGCCCUUCAAGUCCUCAAAUCUCUGGACCGCUCACUGAAGAUCAACAUCAUCUCUUUCAGCACUGAUUACAAGGAAGCUUUUCCUGCUCCAGUGCCUUUAGAUGAAGCCUCUGAACCAGCCAGAAAAUUUAUUAUGUCCUGUAGUGGCGCUGGUGGCGGCACUGAGCUGUGGCGGCCUCUCCAGAGCCUGAGCCUGCUGUCUCCCUGCCGGGGCGUGAGGAACAUCCUGCUACUCUCUGAUGGACAUGUUCAGAACCAGCCUCUGACCCUACAGCUGGUCCGAGAAAACUCCUGCCACACGCGCCUCUUCACCUGUGGACUCAGCUUGACAGCUAAUCGUCAUAUGCUCAGAGCUUUGGCUCAAGCAGGUGGAGGAACAUGUGAAUUUUUUGACACAAAGAUGAAACACACUUGGGCAGAGAAGGUGCGCGCUCAGGUUCAGCGUAUGGAGUCUCCAGGCUGCAGAUCAGUGGCAGUGAAGUGGCAGCAGUUUAAUCCCACAGCGCCUCCUCCUGUUCAAGCCCCCUCACAGCUUCACGGCCUCUUCAGUGACUGUCACACUCUCAUAUACGGCUUUGUGCCGCACUGCACUCAGGCCACACUGUUUGGAGAUUUGAGUGGGAAUGAGAUCAAAACAAUGGUUUCCACCACAGAACUACAAAAGACGAAAGGAACUUUCCUUCACAAGUUAACAGCAAGAGCGAUCAUCAGAGACUAUGAAGAUGGCAUUCUAGGCAACAGUGAAGCAGAACAUGAGGGGAAGAAAGCAGAGCUGAAGUCCUACAUCAUUGAGCUCAGUAAAGAGUUCUCCAUCUUGUCCCAGUUCACAAGCUUUGUCGCCAUCGAAGAGAGGGACCAGAAUGAUUCUGACACUGGAUUGACAGAUAUUCCUAAACUCAUAUCAGAAGAGGAUGUGGAUAUUUUGCCAUAUAUGGGCUGGACUGAAGAGAAGCUCAUGGCUCAGCAUAGUAUUGGUGCCGAGGAAGAUGACAUAUGGUUGAAAUCAGAGGAAUGGUCCAGUAGCAACUUCAAAUCUAGUCUUCUGGAAUUGGAUUGUACUGAAUCUGAUGAGGGGGAUGGCUAUGAACAAAUGUGUUGUGUUCUAGAAGCAGCGCUUGCAGCUCCCCCUGUCCAUGAGUCGUUGUCAAUGGAAUCUCUCUCCAUGACUCACAGCCGUCCUCCUCCUGGUGCCAUGAUGCGCGUCCCUUUCUCCAUGAGUGGCAGUCUUCCUCCUGCUACAAAUCUUGACACCUCAGUGCCUUCUUUUAUGGAUUCCAUUUUGGACUCUUCUCUCCGUAUGUCGAAGCCCAUGUCUCUCUGCAGAACUCUCAGACCUCCUCCUCCUGCUUCCGCCCAGAAGUCUGUAUCUUUUUCCAUGAGUGACAGGGGCUUGCUGGCUCCCCCUCUUCCUGCUGCCUCUGUUUCCUUUGGUCAACCUAAAACCUGUAAGCUUGCCAUUGGUGUGCCAAAUGCCAUUGCAUACGGGGGCGCUCCUGCCAUUCUGCGAGAGACAACUGAGCCUCUAGAAUUGGAGUGUUCUGCUUUCUCAGCCUUUAGCUUUGGAGCAAUAUCUCGGCAACAACAAAAACGCUCUGCGUUUUCUGCACCUGACAGUACUGGCUUUCCUAUUCAAAUACGGAAGAAAUCAUGUCGUCUGGGAAAAAAAAUCAGCAAGCCUGACACCGUUGCCUGGAAGGAGCUGUUUGAGCUUCAACAUGAGGAUGGAUACUGGGAGUGCACUGAGAGACUGAGCAGCUUCCUCAACCUGGACGUAGACUUUUUUGCCAAUGUCUUCCUUCAGGAGAAAGGCAUCCGUUCCUUUGGUGUGAAGGCUCAUGCUGAAAUUCUGAGACUGGUGGCGACUCUGCUGGUGCUGCAGCUGAUCCGGGUGAAGAAGCUGGCAGUGGGACAGUUGCUGGAGUCUCUCCUCCGGCUGAAAGAGUCUCAGGAGCCCAGACCGAUGCACUGGGAGGCAGUGAAGAGGGCCGUGGACUGGGCCUGUCGGACAGACAGACAGUAUCCGUGUGUGUGCAGCAGGCUGGAGAUCGGCCGGGAUUGGGAAUCAUCUACACGUCAGCUGCUGGGCUGUGAUUCUCCACACCCAUAUUCCCCUCUCAAACCUGUUCUGGAGAGACGUGCGUGUGUAUCAGUCAUGUAGGAACUGGACACACACUUCCCCCUUCAUUUACAGUUGCUCUUUGUUUAAAGGGUUAGUUCACCCAAAAAUGAAAAUUCUGUCAUUUACUCACACUCAAGUCGUUCCAGAUCUACAAAACUUUCGUUCAUCUUCAGGACACUAAUGAA